Molecule: messenger RNA, 1387 nt
Organism: Saccostrea echinata
Lineage: Eukaryota; Metazoa; Mollusca; Bivalvia; Ostreida; Ostreidae
Product: thymidylate synthase-like
Exons: 4
Coding region: 16-1083 (355 amino acids)
Biological process (GO): dTMP biosynthetic process
Cellular component (GO): cytosol; mitochondrion
Molecular function (GO): thymidylate synthase activity
Source: RefSeq, a predicted model, not a curated record
AAGACACUGAUCAUCAUGUUUAUAACCGCUUAUAACACAUUUAUUAAGCACAAAUAUUUUCUGUCGGAUUUCAACAGGUUUUGCGUAUACAGACAUAUGGCGCCGAAGUGCAAAAGUGGAGGGAAAAACUUCAAAAAGACAAAGAUGACAGACAUGGAAACAGGCAAUGAUCACGGGGACCGUGUGAAUGGAAUAAAAAAUGUAGAUUCUAAAGAAAAAAGACACGACGAAGAACUUUAUUUAGAAGCCGUGCAGCGUGUUAUUGACCACGGGCAUAGAAAAAGCAACAGAACAGGCAUCGAUACUUUAUCUAUCUUCGGGAUGCAAAUGAGAUACAAUCUGCGAGAUUCUUUCCCUCUGCUUACAACAAAGCGAGUAUUCUGGCGGGGUGUGGCUGAGGAACUGUUAUGGUUUGUUCAGGGCUGUACAAAUGGCAAGAAACUCAGUGAAAAGGGCAUCCACAUCUGGGAUGCUAAUGGCUCAAGGGAGUUUCUGGACAACCUUGGUUUGACACACAGGGAGGAGGGGGACCUGGGCCCAGUUUAUGGAUUCCAGUGGCGACACUUUGGGGCAGAGUACAAAGACAUGCACACUGACUACACUGGCCAGGGAGUGGACCAACUAAAAGAGGUGAUUGAUAAAAUAAAGAACAACCCGGAUGAUAGACGGAUCAUCAUGUCAGCGUGGAACCCAUGUGACCUAAAGAAAAUGGCUCUCCCUCCCUGCCAUGCCUUUGUCCAGUUCUAUGUGUGUAAUGGGGAGCUAUCUUGCCAGCUGUAUCAGCGAUCUGGUGAUAUUGGUCUUGGUGUACCAUUCAACAUUGCCAGCUACUCAUUACUUACUUACAUGAUAGCCCACAUCACUGGGCUAAAGCCCGGUGAUUUUGUCCACACUCUGGGCGAUGCCCAUGUCUAUGUCAAUCACCUGGAGCCAUUGAAGAUUCAACUUCAGAGGAAGCCGAGAUCGUUUCCAAAGUUAGUGAUCAAAAGACAAGUGGAAGACAUUGAUGAGUUUAAGUUUGAGGACUUUGAGAUUGUAGGGUAUAAUCCUCACCCUAAAAUAGCCAUGGAAAUGGCUGUGUAAUGCUAGUAUACAUUCUCAUUUUUGUACAUUUGGAAGAGUAGCUAGUUUUGUUUCCUUCAGUGAUGUGUUCAGAAAUUGAGAUCAUGAUGAAAAGUCUUGUGUUUAAACCUCUCAAAAGAAUGAUACUGUGUUGAUACUUUGCUGAUACUUUGUUUCAUUUAUUGUGUAUGAGAAUGAUGCUUUGUUUUUUUAAUUCGUAUUGAUACACAUGUACAUGUAUACAUUCAUUCAUCAUAGUUUAUGCCAUAGACACGGUACUUAUCUGAUACAAGACAUGUAUAAUGCAAUAAAGCAUGAAAUACAA